AUGGACCCCCCACCACCACCAUCCUCCUCCUCUACCACCACUCACCCCUCAACAACACCAACCACCUUCCCAUCAACCAGCUUCCUCCCUCCCCCCUCCAGCAUCCCCCGCCCCCCAUCCAUAGUCCAACCCCCACCCCGCACCUUCACCCACCCCCCCUUCACCAUGACAACACUCAAAGCCCCCAUCCUGAAAUCCACCCCCAUCGACCUCCUCCAGUCCCGCCUCGGCAUCCCCAUCCCCGAAAUGAUCUUCGGCGACAACCACCUCACCCUCCACCACACCCCCACCGCCUACACCCUCACCUUCACCCCCGAACCAGCCCUGGACCUAGUAGACAAAACCGGCUCCACCGGCCUCCUCAAAGUCCACUAUGCCACCGCCUGGUCAGCCACACGAGAGAAAACCUCUGCUGGAAUCAAAGAGGUGGUCAAGCCCUUCGAUUGGAGUUACACCACCUCCUACCGCGGAACCGAAACCCCCGGUUUGGGAGGACAAAAGUUGCAAAGGGAUGACAAGGCGAGGAUACCAGUCGAGCUGUUACAGAGACGAGACCCGAUAUUGUUCGCUGAUGAGGUUGUGCUCUACGAGAGCGAGCUGGAUGAUAACGGGGUCAGCGUCUUGACUGUUAAAGUCAGGGUGAUGGAGCAGAGGAUGUUGGUGCUCUGCAGGUUUUUUCUGAGGUUGGAUAAUGUUUUGGUUAGGGUGAGGGAUACGAGGGUUUAUGUUGAUUUUGGGGAGGAGAGGGUUGUCAGGGAGUAUACGGCUCGGGAGGGUGAGUUUGCGGAGGUGAAGAAGAAAUUAUACAUGGAGGGUCUGAUGCCUGAUCAAAUCACCAUUGCGUUCAGGGAUGCAAACCAGAUUGCGCAUUUGCUCCCCGUGGUGGAGCAUGAGGUUGAGAGUGUUUGUCUCGAGGGUGAGACGGGGCAGACACAGGAAGGUAGGUGA
Podospora anserina S mat+ is the source of this 948-nucleotide messenger RNA. RefSeq lists its product as uncharacterized. NCBI's taxonomy places the organism in Eukaryota, Fungi, Ascomycota, Sordariomycetes, Sordariales, Podosporaceae. Gene Ontology annotation, biological process: TOR signaling. The record is from RefSeq and is a predicted model, not a curated record. Gene Ontology annotation, cellular component: cytosol. The transcript has 2 exons. Bases 1 to 948 code for a protein of 315 amino acids.